Labrus mixtus (cuckoo wrasse) is the source of this 11294-nucleotide messenger RNA. It is a transcript of the gene ank2b, whose product is annotated as ankyrin 2b, neuronal. Bases 593 to 10969 code for a protein of 3458 amino acids. Gene Ontology annotation, cellular component: T-tubule. The transcript has 50 exons. Gene Ontology annotation, molecular function: protein binding. The record is from RefSeq and is a predicted model, not a curated record. Gene Ontology annotation, biological process: regulation of cardiac muscle contraction; signal transduction; protein localization to T-tubule. NCBI's taxonomy places the organism in Eukaryota, Metazoa, Chordata, Actinopteri, Labriformes, Labridae.
UCUGUCAUGCCAGUGAAAUGUCGCACUGAGCUGGAAGAAAAGAGGCAUGCUGUAUGAGAGGGUGUGCUGGAGGAAGAAGAGCAGCAACCCAGAUUCAUGAAGACACAGAAACACACACACUGAAGAAGGAGAGAGGAGAGAGAUGUCAGGGAAUAUGAGACUCUUCUUUUGCAGCUCCAGAGCUCAGUGAAGUGGGACGAAGUCAAAGCCAGAGAGGACAGUGUGACACAGAAGGAGAGAGAGAGUGUGUGUGUGUGUCUCUCUCUCUCUCUGUGUGUGUGUGUGUGUGUGUGUGUGUGUGUGUGUGUGUGUGUGUGUGUGUGUGUGUGGAAAAGUGAGUGAGAGACCCGGGGAAAACGUCAUCUGCCCAGACUGGACUACCGGACUGCGAGCAUACGAGCACCGUCCGGAGGAGGAGGAAGGACAGUGGCUCCACUGUGUAGCCGGACAGAGAGUCACUGUGCUCGGACAGCAAAGCGUUGCUGUAACCGGUCCUCUCUCUUAGCGGCAGCGGGGCUGAAUGCUGGAGGACACCGCGGAAAGUGACACGAAGAGCAGGCUGUUAAUGAGUGAUUGACGGCGGGGGGAGAACAUGGAUACUUCUCCGGUCACCCCAGCGUCGCUAGAAGGAGGGACACCUUCACCCAUGGAGAAUGAGGGGCCCGCUACAACCCGACAGUCGGACAGUAACACCAGUUUCCUGCGAGCAGCGAGGGCAGGAAACAUAGACAAGGUUUUGGAAUAUCUGAAAGGAGGAGUGGACAUCAGCACCUGCAAUCAGAAUGGUCUCAAUGCUCUUCACCUGGCAGCAAAGGAGGGACACUUGGACCUGGUCCAGGAGCUCCUGGAUAGAGGGGCAGCAGUGGAUUCAGCAACAAAGAAAGGAAACACAGCUCUUCACAUAGCCUCUCUAGCCGGUCAGGCUGAAGUGGUAAAGACCCUGGUGAAACGAGGAGCUGACAUCAACGCACAGUCCCAGAAUGGGUUCACUCCUCUGUACAUGGCGGCUCAGGAGAAUCACAUGGAUGUGGUGCGAUAUCUGCUUGAGAAUGGAGGAAACCAGAGCACGGCUACAGAGGAUGGCUUCACCCCUCUGGCCAUCGCCCUCCAGCAGGGCCACAACCAGGUGGUGUCUGUGCUACUGGAGAACGACACUAAAGGAAAGGUCCGGCUUCCUGCUCUGCACAUCGCCGCACGCAAGGACGACACCAAGUCAGCCGCCCUGCUGCUUCAGAACGACCACAACGCUGAUGUCCAGUCGAAGAGUGGAUUCACCCCGCUGCAUAUCGCUGCCCACUACGGCAACGUCAAUGUGGCCACGCUCCUGCUGAACCGAGGGGCGGCGGUCGACUUCACGGCAAGGAAUGGGAUCACUCCUCUUCACGUGGCGUCCAAACGAGGAAACACAAACAUGGUGGGUCUCCUACUGGACCGAGGAUCCCAGAUUGACGCUAAAACACGGGAUGGUCUGACUCCUCUUCACUGUGCGGCUCGGAGCGGGCAUGAUGGGUCUGUGGAGCUGCUGCUGGAGAAAGGAGCGCCGAUGCUGGCCAGGACCAAGAACGGGCUGUCUCCUCUUCACAUGGCGGCUCAAGGCGACCACGUGGAAUGUGUCAAACACCUGCUGCAGCAUAAGGCUCCUGUUGAUGAUGUCACACUGGAUUACCUGACAGCGCUGCACGUGGCGGCUCACUGCGGUCACUACAAAGUCACCAAACUGCUGCUGGACAAGAGGGCCAACCCCAACGCCAGGGCGCUGAACGGCUUCACUCCUCUGCACAUAGCCUGUAAGAAGAACCGAGUGAAAGUGAUGGAGCUGCUGGUCAAAUAUGGAGCCUCUAUUCAGGCGAUAACUGAGUCUGGUUUGACUCCCAUCCACGUAGCCGCCUUCAUGGGUCACCUGAACAUCGUCCUGCUGCUGCUGCAGAACGGAGCCUCGCCGGACGUCAGCAAUAUUCGUGGAGAAACGGCGUUACACAUGGCGGCCCGGGCAGGUCAGGUGGAGGUGGUGAGAUGUCUGCUGAGGAACGGAGCCAUGGUGGAUGCUAGAGCACGGGAGGACCAGACUCCGCUCCACAUCGCCUCCCGUCUGGGUAAAACUGAGAUUGUUCAGCUGCUCCUGCAGCACAUGGCUCACCCUGAUGCAGCCACAACAAACGGCUACACCCCCCUGCACAUCUCCGCCCGGGAGGGGCAGGUAGAGACAGCAUCUGUCCUGCUGGAGGCCGGAGCUUCACACUCACUGGCCACAAAGAAAGGUUUUACUCCUCUGCAUGUGGCCGCUAAGUACGGGAGCCUGGAUGUAGCCAAACUUCUGCUGCAGCGUCACGCUCCGCCUGAUUCUGCGGGGAAGAACGGCCUCACCCCGCUCCAUGUCGCAGCACAUUAUGAUAACCAGAAGGUGGCGCUCCUGCUUCUGGACAAAGGAGCGUCCCCGCACACUAUGGCCAAGAACGGCUACACCCCUCUCCACAUCGCCGCCAAGAAGAACCAGAUGGAAAUCGCGACGGUGCUGCUGCAGUACGGAGCCGAGACCAACAUCCUGACCAAGCAGGGCGUCACCCCGCUCCACCUGGCCUCUCAGGAGGGACACGCCGACAUGGCCGCCCUGCUCAUCAGCAAGGAGGCGCAGAUCAACGUCGCCACCAAGAGCGGCCUCACUGCUCUCCAUCUGGCAGCUCAGGAGGAUAAAGUGUCCGUCGCAGAGAUUCUUGCCAGGAACGGAGCCAACCUCGACCAGCAGACCAAAUUGGGAUACACCCCGUUAAUUGUAGCAUGUCACUAUGGAAACGCCAAGAUGGUCAGCUUUCUGCUUCAGACCGGAGCCAGUGUUAAUGCAAAGACGAAGAACGGAUACACACCCCUCCACCAGGCAGCGCAGCAAGGAAACACACACAUCAUCAACGUACUGCUGCAGAACGGCGCCAAGCCCAACGCUAUCACUGUGAAUGGUAACACCGCUCUGGGCAUCGCUCGGCGGCUCGGUUACAUCUCCGUGGUCGACACGCUGAGGGUCGUCACUGAAGAGAUCAUCACCACGACAACGACGGUGACGGAGAAGCACAAGCUGAACGUGCCGGAGACCAUGACUGAAGUGCUGGAUGUGUCUGAUGAAGAGGUGUUGAGAGCCAUUGAUGAUGAUGAUGAUGAUGUUAUGUCAGACGACCCGAUGGAGGAGGAAGGUGAUGACACGAUGACAGGUGAUGGAGGAGAGUACCUGAGGGCCGAGGACCUGCGAGAGCUCGGAGAUGACUCGCUUCCCGGACAGUACAUGGAUGGAAUGAACUACCUCCGCUUCAGCCUGGAGGGGGGACGCACUGACAGUUCCGACCGGUCGUUCACACCCACCCACCACAGCUACUACUCCCCCAAACAUGAUGGGAUCAUGGACGAGAUACUCAACUGUCAGGUUUCUUCACUUGGCAGAGAGAACGAGAGGGAUUCGUACCGCCUGAGUUGGGGCACAGAGAACCUGGACAACAUCGCUUUGUCCUCCAGCCCCAUUCACUCUGGCCAAUCCUCUCCGUGCCAUGAUCAUGGAGACCACAGCAGCUUCCUGGUCAGCUUCAUGGUGGAUGCCAGGGGCGGAGCCAUGCGUGGUUGCCGGCACAACGGCCUACGCAUCAUCAUCCCUCCAAGGAAGUGCAGCGCUCCCACACGGGUGACGUGUCGACUGGUGAAGAGGCACCGCCUGGCCACCAUGCCGCCCAUGGUGGAGGGGGAGGGUCUGGCCAGCAGGAUCAUCGAGGUGGGGCCGUCUGGAGCUCAGUUCCUCGGUAAACUCCACCUCCCAAAUGCACCCCCGCCUCUUAAUGAGGGGGAGAGUUUGGUUAGCAGAAUCCUGCAGCUCGGCCCGCCGGGGACAAAAUUCCUGGGUCCUGUGAUCGUGGAGAUCCCACACUUCGCUGCCUUGCGAGGUAAAGAGAGAGAGCUGGUCAUCCUGAGGAGCGAGACCGGAGAGAGCUGGAAGGAGCAUCACUGUGAGCACACACAGGAGGAGCUCAACCAGAUCCUCAACGGCAUGGACGAGGAGCUGGACUCACCAGAGGAGCUGGAGAGGAAGCGCAUUUGCCGCAUCAUCACUAGAGAUUUCCCACAAUACUUUGCGGUGGUGUCACGCGUCAAGCAGGACAGUAACCUGAUUGGUCCCGAAGGAGGCAUCCUGAGCAGCACUGUUGUUCCCCAAGUACAGGCCGUGUUUCCUGAGGGGGCGCUCACCAAGAGGAUCAGGGUCGGACUACAGACCCAGCCGGUGAAUGUGGAUGUAGUGAGGAAGAUCCUCGGGAACAAGGCCACCUUCAGCCCCAUCGUCACCCUCGAGCCCCGCAGGAGGAAGUUCCAUAAACCCAUCACCAUGACCAUCCCCGUCCCCAAGAGCAACUCUGACCCCGUCCUCAACGGCUUCGGAGGGGACACGCCCACUUUACGACUCCUCUGUAGUAUCACAGGUGGAACCACGCCGGCUCAAUGGGAGGACAUAACAGGAACCACUCCGUUAACGUUCAUCAAUGACUGUGUUUCCUUCACCACCAAUGUUUCUGCACGAUUCUGGCUCAUAGACUGUCGACAAGUCCAGGAAUCUGUCAACUUCUCCACCCAGGUGUAUCGGGAGAUCAUCUGCGUCCCCUACAUGGCAAAGUUCGUCAUUUUUGCAAAGACCCACGAUCCCAUCGAGGCACGCCUGCGCUGCUUCUGCAUGACGGACGACAAGAUCGACAAGACCCUGGAGCAGCAGGAGAACUUCACAGAGGUGGCCCGCAGCCGAGACGUAGAGGUCCUGGAAGGCAAACCCAUCUAUGCAGACUGCUUUGGAAACCUUGUUCCCCUCACCAAAAGUGGCCAACACCAUCUCUUCAGCUUCUUCGCCUUUAAGGAGAACAGACUCGCACUCUUCAUCAAAAUCAGAGACAACACUCAGGAGCCGUGUGGCCGUCUGUCGUUCAUGAAAGAACCCAGAAACUACAGGUCACUCGCACAAAACGCCAUCUGUAACCUCAACAUCACACUCCCAUCAUACUGCAAGGAUUCAGAUUCAGACCAAGAGCAAGAGGAAGAGGUCAGCAGGACGCAAGAGAAAUAUGAAGAGACGGAGACAUCAGUCCUGAAAUCAGAGCUGAUCCGAGAACCAGACCUCCUAUCCGACGUGUCAGAGAUGAAACAGGAUUUGAUUAAAAUGACGGCCAUCUUGACCGCAGACUCGACAGAGAAAUCCUCUUCUUUAAGAGGGUGUGGUCUAGAGGCUGAGGAUGUUUCCGGAGAGCCGUUAGAAAUAAUGGAGAAGGACUUAGAGAAAGUCAAAGAGGACCUAGAGAAAGUCAGUGAGAUACUGAGGAGCGGAACGUAUGAGGGUGAAGCUGCAGCGGAGUUAGCAAAAGCAGCUAGAAUGGCAGAGGAGUGGGUUCUCCUCUCAGACAGCGAGAUAGAGGAGGCCAAAAGGAUGGCAAAAUUAGAAACUCAAGAGCCUGUCUUACGGGAGACUAGAACAAACAGAGGGGCUCCCAGGCCUAAAGCCAUAAAGGACAGUGGUGACCUUAAAGAAUACCUCCUGGAUGCACCGGUCAGCUCCAAAACAAAAGCUAAAAAAGAGCCAGCUGCUCAAGAAAAAUUCACCGAUGUUGUUCUCCGCAAAGGUGCAAAACCAACCACUCCAACCAAAGCGCAGGACAAAACUGCUGCUGGUGAUGUUAAAAAGCCAGUCAGGAGAAAGGGAAAAGACCAGGUAGAGGAGUCGACAGAUGCAGGUGCUCUGCUUAGUGUGCCUACAGCCCCUUCCCCAGCAUCACCUGUAUCCCCGGUGGUUGAAGAAACUCCCAUUGGGUCAAUAAAGGACAAAGUCAAAGCCUUACAACAAAAAGUAGAGGCAGAGCAAAAGAGCAAAAAAGUCACUGGAAGCAAGCCUUCACAAUUGCCUGUUAUAAGCAAACCUUCUCCAAAAGCCAAAGAAAGCCCUAAAUCAAAACAGGGCCCGCCUAAAUCCCCCAAAGCUGAAUCUGAAAAACUUGAGGAGACCAUGUCAGUUAAGGAACUCAUGCAAGCCUUCCAGACGGGGCAGGACCCCUCAAAGAGAAAAUCUGGGUUAUUUGAGCUCAAGUCAUCCACAACGUCAAAAUCAGAGAAAACAACUAAAUCAGAAACCAUCCAGUCAAAAUCAUCAGCCAAAGCUGCAACCUCACGAGUCUCUCAAGAACGAGAAGUGUCUUUGGAUUCCAAACCUCGCAAGAAAGCCGCUGAGGCCACUCAGCAGGACAAAGAGAAAGAAACCAAACCAGUUGCUGGCACCCAUUCAGAGCUAACUGAAACUGUAGACUUUGGAAAUAGUGGCCUUGAUGAUAGCUCUGACAGCUCCAAACAUGAGGGUGUGGCAGAGACACUAAGUGCCAGUUCAGGAGAUGCAACCCCUCAAAUGAGCUCCGAGGACAGUUUCAAACACGAGGGUCUUGCUACUCCAAGCACGAGCCCAGAAAGUCUUUGCCUUUCUCCAAAAACUGGACAGCAGUCGUCUAUAACAUCUGAAACAGUCAAAAAAGAGAGUAAAGAGACAGAGCAGUCUGCAGACUCUGGUGUAGGGACCACUGGUGACCAACUCUCUACAGAAUUGGCCCUCCCUGCCUCUUCCAGCGAGGCUGCUGAAGACCACGCUACAAGUGAGUCUAUUUCUGUUAGGAGGAGUGAGCCUAAGCCAGCCAAACCUCAAAAGCUUACAAAGAGAGUUUCAGAGACUGUAGAAACGUUUCUUAGCGAUGACGACAGCCCUGUUCGUCAGCUAGAAUUGCCUUUAGUUGGUUCUUUAACCUCGUUAUCCUCUUUUCAGCGUCAUGAUAGCUUAGAGCUGGCUUUAAAGCAGGACUCCGAUGCCCUCAGUCCAUUAGCUGACGACUCUUUGACAAUAAGCCACAGAGACUCUCUAGAUGGUAGUCCUCUCAUGGACGAAAACUCCUCCCAUAAAUCCCCAGACUCCAUUGAACCUAGCCCAACCAGGGAAUCCCCCCCUCAUGACUCAUUAGAGAGCAGCCCUGUAGAGCAAAAAAGCCACCCAUCCUUCCCAUCAGCUCUAGGUCCAUCUAGUGAACACUCUAGCCAUCCAGAGCCUUCCAAAGCUACAGAGUUCCCCCAAGAUGCUUUGCGUGGUAGGCUGCUCCGAGACCAUGAGCCUAGUGCUGAUGAUGACAGUUGUGAGCAGAUGUCUCAGAUGACAAGUUCGGGUAAGAGUCCCCUCUCUCCUGACACUCCUAGUUCUGAAGAGGUAAGUUAUGACGUAAACCCCAAUCCCCCAGACCAUUCAUUCCUAACUGUUCCAUCCACAUCGGCUGUCAUCCCCGAAGACCCAGAAGAAGAGGAGACAUCAGACAGCUAUGAAGCUCAGAGAAAAAUUACUCCAGAGGAGGAAAUGUUUAAGAUGGCAGCCAAAAUAAAAACAUUUGAUGAAAUGGAACAAGACGCAAGGAGCAAAAAGAACUCUAGAAAAGAUGCCAAAAUAGGGGAUGACAGCUAUGAAAAGUUAGACUCCACAACAGGUUUGCAUGAAGGAUCCCACAGCAAAGAGGUCAAGAGCACAACAACAGCCAAUGUAACUUCAGAGGGAUCUGACUCUGUCUCAGACCAGCAUCAUUCAAAGUCAAAUCUGGAAACUUCACCGGAACAAAGUGUCCCACAGUCUGUAAAAUCUGAUAAAGACAGCACUGCGAAAAAGGCUGCUGCAACGUCAAGCGCUUCUAAUAGGACUGAUGAGCAAAAGGAGGAGAGUUUGAGGAAGUUUAAAGAAACCAAAGGAGAUGAUAAGGAUGGUCAAGAGUCAGAUGGUAGCAAUCGGCAGACCGGUGUGCUAAAACAAGGCAAUAAUGUAACAGAUGAAGUGAAAGGAGAUAAAAAGGGGCCCACAGGAGCGCCAGAGGCUGGACACAGUGCAACUGGUGCCUUGACUCAAACAACAGAAAAGUUCAAACCGGAGGUGUGUAUCUAUGACGACACAGAAGAGGAUGAUGAGGGAAUAGAGCCUCCGAGAACUGAAUCAAAAGGAGUCACUGCACGAGCAGACACCGACUCGUGGUCAGCCAUGAGGGAGGACGACGCCACGUUUGAAGCUCGUGUUAAAGAAGAGGAACAGAAAAUACUAAAUCUGGUAGUGGACCGUCAGUCUCUGCAAACAACUCCAGACACAACACCUGGUAGAACUCCAACAGAAGAAAGCACACCCACCAGUGAGCCCAACCCUUUCCUGUUUCAGGAGGGGAAGCUCUUUGAAAUGACCCGAAGUGGUGCUAUAGACAUGACUAAGAGGAGCUACGAAGAAGAGGGUGCUGGUUUUGCCUUUUUCCAAUUAGGGGAACAGCCUGUAGAGGAGCCUCCUUUAGAAGAGGCCAGGCAAGAAAGUAUAGGAGCAGCAGCAGAACCUGAAGUUGGCCUCAAUCUAACAUUAGAGAUUAAAACUGAUGAGCCUGAGAAACCAAAAGAAAAAAAUGAUUCUCAGCUUCAGUCCCCACCUGAAGGUGACCAGCAAACCUCUAAAUCUGAUACCUCCAAAUCUAAAAUCCCUAAAAUGGGCAUAGCAGCUUCAGCCAAACCUACAAAGAAAGAUCAGACAUCCCCUGAAAGUCUAGAAGCUAAAAAAGAGAAAAAGGUCAAUGAAACAAGCUUAGAUUUAGACACAAGUUCCCCUGACCAGCUGAUAACAAAUGUACAGACAGCAGAAACAACAGUCACUAGAUCAGUUUACCCUGAGCAAGGACAGGAGUCCUCUGAUUCAUCCCCAGAGGAACCACAGUCAGUGAUAGAAGCCCCAAAAAACACAGGAAAGUCCAAACAAAAUGCUUCCAGUAGUGUUAAAAAGGCCCCUGUCAAAACACCCGCUAAAUCUGCUCCUCAAAGUCGGGGUAAAUCCUCAAUCCCCUCUCCAUCCCAUUCAACCCCCUCUUCAACCACUCUCAGAAAAGAGCCCUCUUUCACUUCAGAAUCUAAAUCUAGAAUUCCCGUCAAGGCUAGCGCUCCAAAGCCUGACUCAAAUGUCAGACGUGCUGAAUCCACUCAGGACAAAAAGCUGAAGGUCCCUGUCAAAAAGGAUCCAAGAAGAAAAUCUGAGACAGAUGCAGGUCCCUCUGUUGAUGUCAAAACCAAGACAUCUUCUCCCAAAGCCAAGAGCUUCUGUGAGGGAGAGUCUACCAGGCCGUCUGCUAAAAAAGAGGGUCGCCCAUUGAGCGCAGAGUCAGCAAAAUCUAAAAGCUUCCAGUCCAGGUUGCCAGUUCGAGGAAAAAGCGGUCAGACAUCUCCUCUGACGACGCCGACUAAAGAGAAAGUCGAGCCACAAAAACAGUCCAUUGAAUGCUUCGAAGAGAUAGCCGACGAAGCGGCAAAACUUGUGGCGAGGUUGGCACAGGCAGAGACAGAACGGGAAGCUGCAGCGGCCAUCUCAGACGAUGAGAGCAGUCUCAUUGAUACGUCAAUCAUAGAAAGAGAAACUUUCCCUGAGAUGCAGUUCCCUCCCUCAGGAGACGUCUUUCCCAUUAGACCACUGUGGGACGACCCUGUUGAGACACAGAUGCAGCGAAUCCCAGACGAUAAAGUCCAAAGUCAAGUAGAUCCACAGGAUGAAGCAGAGAGAAAAGAGCAACGGUUGGCCAUUAUAGCCGACCAUCUGGGCUUCAGUUGGACAGAGCUGGCACGAGAACUGGAGUUUAGUGAGGAGAGAAUUAACCUGGUAAGGAUUCAAAACCCCAACUCUCUUCAAGACCAAAGCCACGCCCUUUUGAAACUUUGGGCAGAGAGGGAGGGAAAGCACUCCGAAGAGACGACGCUGAUCAAAAGACUGACUAAGAUCAACCGAAUGGACAUAGUUCACCUCAUUGAGACCAAGAUCAACAAGUCCCAUCAAGACGAGACGUCAUCACAUACCUAUGCAGAAAUAGAGAGGACCAUAGCUCUGGAUCAUAGUGAAGGUUUCUCUGCCCUUCAUGAAGACAUUGACAGCCCAAGACCAGGCAGGCGCACUGAGGCCACACGAAGGAGUCCGGGCUCUGGACAAGACGUUCCCAUGGUGUCGGCAGAGGAACUUUCCUGCAGUUUGUCAUCACUUCACGAGACAACGGGACGAUCAGAGGUGGAUUCCACAGCAAGAGGCCUUCUGAGAAACACACAGAAAGAGAAACUACAGAAAGAGAUGGAGACAGCAUACUCAUCAGAAAGAGUGUACGAGGAAGUGGCAGACACGGUACACACAGGCAGUUUCAAACAAGCGGAUAAUCUCCCAGACAUCCCACUACAGACCGUCACAGAAGAGAAGUAUACAGACGAGCACGGGAACAUGGUCGUGAAGAAGAUCACGCGGAAGGUGAUUCAUAAGUAUGUGUCAGCUGACGGCAUGGAGACGCAGGAAGUGACCAUAGAGGGCUCUCGCCAGGAGUCGGUGCAGAUCGAGGAGGGGGACACCGUCUCCAGAGUGGUGAAGAGAACGGUGCUCCGCAGUGAGGGAGACCAGAAAGAGUUGACCUUCUCGGAGCCCCGCGCAGCCACAGCAUCAGAAUUUGAGGCUGAGCCAGUGCAAGGUCGAAAGGUCAGCAAGGUUGUCAAGACAACCGUGGUGAGAGGCGAGAGGAUGGAGAAGCAGACGGGAGACCCCUCACUGGCUGCAGAUCUCCCCUCAGCCCGGGAGGACUUUGAGAAGGCGUUGAGCUAUGCUGGAGGUUUUGGGAAAGUGCUCGUGCCUCAUGUAGUAGAGAAAGAGAUUGUGCAGGACGACGGUUCUGUGGUCAAAAGAAGCCAAAUGCGUAAGUCUCGGACCCAGAAGAGGACUGUGGUGAGGGAUGCCCAAGGGAAGCAUGUGCACCUGGAGCUUCUGGACGACACCCCGGACGCCCUGCAGCCCGACGCCCUGCAGCAGCACCUGCACCGACUUCUCCAACACUACUGUGAGGAUGACCAGGAGGAGGAGGAGGAGGAGGAGGAGGAGGAGGAGGAGGAGGAGGAGUUCUUUGACUGAGCCGCUGCUCCUUACAUCUUCCACUGAAGCCUUUGGUGUUGUCCGCUGCCUCUGAUCCAGAUGUUCCCCUUCUUGUUGUCCUCGCUGAUCACUGGAUUUCUCUUUUUUCGUUCAAUAACAGAACAGUGUUUCUAUGCUUUUCCUCCACGUCGUGUUUCUUUUGCUCUUUUUGUGACCAAAGAUAGCACCCUUCUUUUUUUGUCGAAUGAUGUUUUUUUGUUUUUUUUACCUUCUGGCUGCUUGUGGUUGUAUUUACGGUACGACGCACCAAAGGUUGAUCAAAGUCAAAGAGGGCAUCUCGGACGUUUCACCUCACGCACGGGCC